CAAAGUAGGGAACAAGCACCAACCACCUAAACUCUUGAUGGAGGUGAUUCGUCCUUGACUUGUUUGUGCCCUGCUAAACUUACCUCUCAACCCAACAUUGGUUACGGCCAUCAUUAACACUGCCGCCGAAGAGUCAAGGGGAGAGAGAGAGAGAGAGAGAGAGGGACAGACAGAGAAAGACAGACACAGACAGGAGAAGAAAAUGGCCUCACUCCGGGGCAAGCGCUGCCUCAUCACCGGUGGUAGCCGGGGCAUCGGGCUAGCCAUAGCGAAGGUAUUCUCUAACCACGGCGCCUCCUGUGUUUUGAUCGGCCGACACCACGAGACUCUCACGACGGCCAUACAUUCUCUAAACCAUGCAUGCCUAUCGUAUCCACACGAAGCCCAUGCAUUCAACGUGUCUAACCUAAGCGGUUGGCAAUCUUUUAUGCAUAAAAUGAAGACGGGGCCUCUUGACAUACUAGUCAACGCUGCUGGUAUCUCGCAGAACUCUUUUCUCUUUAAGACGCGGUUUCAAGAGAUGAACCAGCUUCUUGACACCAACCUCAAAGGAACUAUUCUCGGCUGCCAAAGCGUAAUCCCGAGAAUGAUGAAGCAAAAAAGUGGAAACAUUAUAAAUGUAUCCAGCCUCCUAGCAACAAAUGGAGGACGGGGUGCCUCUGUCUAUGCUGCAUCAAAAGCUGGAAUCAUUGGCCUAACCCGAGCACUUGCCUGGGAAGUCGGAAGAUUUAACAUCCGAGCAAAUGUCAUCCAGCCUGGCUACAUUGAAACUGACAUGACUAAAGAUAUGGAAGAGGGCGGGCAUCUUUCUGCUCUCAUCCCCAUGGGCCGACUAGGGCUCGCAGAAGAAGUGGCAGAUGCUGCACUCUUCCUGGCGAAUAAUACAUACGCACAUAAUUGCGUCCUCAAUAUCGAUGGAGGCUUGAGUGCGACAUAAUCAAGAACGACCGUGUCAGCUGCGAUGGUGAUGCACACGCGCUCAUAGGAUGAGAUGCACAUGGUUAGCUAAUCAUCCUCGAUGGUGAUAGCACCUAUACCCGCCUCACUGUCUUCUAUUAGGGCCACGUCAUCUGUCGCGGCCAUUUUAGCCUUCUUUUUCGCUAGAGGGGCAUCAGCAUCAUCUGCUCUUGGGCGCUUAAGAUCACUUGAAGGCUCUGUCGAUUCAAGCCCAUGCUUGCGAGAAGGUAGUUCUACGCCGUUAGUCUCAACUGCGGGCUCCUUUCUAGGCUUGCGUGGAAUUUCUGGGGCCUUAUCUGGCUCGAGUCCCUUGAUCGGUUUCGCUGUGCUCUCAAUUGAACUAGGAGGAGUUAGUAAGGCUUGCAGGGAUGGAGGCUAAAGAGCAGCGUACGAUGAUUGUAU
Messenger RNA from Xylaria bambusicola, 1359 nucleotides. RefSeq lists its product as uncharacterized. Gene Ontology annotation, molecular function: oxidoreductase activity, acting on the CH-OH group of donors, NAD or NADP as acceptor. The record is from RefSeq and is a predicted model, not a curated record. Bases 203 to 937 code for a protein of 244 amino acids. The transcript has 5 exons. Lineage: Eukaryota; Fungi; Ascomycota; Sordariomycetes; Xylariales; Xylariaceae.